AAGUGAUCAUUAAUUUAGGAACUCAAGAUGAUGAUGCUGAAUACAACAAACCUGGGAGAGUAUCUCUGUGUGGGCGACUACAUCUGUCUGUACUCAGUUGAAACAGAAGGAUACACUUAUAGCCUUCAGUCUAGCUCAGUGCACAGCCAGCUUUACAUCUACAGGAACCAGGAUAAAGACAAACCUUCUAAAGUACCAUGCGCGCAAGCAUGUGUAUUCCAAGUUUGUAUUCAGAACAGAUACAAACUUAACAAGAAAUACCGAAAGCAUGUGUCACAGGCAAACUCAAGUAGCAAUCUCUUGGAAGAUACUUCCGUUCUCCAGCAACACAAGCUUGCAGCUGAGGCGGAGAAUAGUGACAAUGCUCAGGAACAGAAGAGACAGAUGGGUAAACGUGUCAGAUAUGGUGAAAUAAUACAGCUAAAGCAUGUAUUCACAAACAAGUUUGUUCAUAUGUGCACCUCCCAAACAUCGCAAGUGGAUAAGAACAAUAUGGUCGUCAUGCUACAAGAAUUCAAUGCAAAGAAUGCGCAGUUUAGAAUUUUGCCGCAGUACAAAGUUAAAUCUGAAGGCGAAGUGGUACAAAUCUAUGAUCAAAUUGUGUUUGAGAGCAUCAAGUCUCCCGGACAUUUCCUACACGCCAGUUCGGGGUUUCAGAUCGAUCAUUUCACAUUUGGAUCUGAGAUUAAUCUUGGAGUAGAGAGGUCUGGAUUUACCCUAGUUCGCUUCAGAAAACAGGGAUCAUCGGAUAUGGAACUAUAUGUCAGGGGCGGAAGUAUAAUUAGACUUUUCCACAAGGAGUUAGAGGCGUACAUGGUUGCAGAGGGUCUUUUUGAUGACGAGGUCACUGAGGAUGUUCAUUUCCGUAUUCGUGUAAUGGAUCAACAUAAACCACGGACGCUGUCACCACCGACUUCCGGUAACUCAUUCUGGGUGAUAGAGGCGGAAAAUGGAAUCUUCAACGGUGAUAUCCUUCAAUGGGAACAGCAGAUACGUUUACGUCACAUGACAACACGAAAGUAUUUAUGUAUAGAUUCUACUCAUGAAAUCAUGCUGACGGACGACAAUGAGGACCCAAGGACGGUCUUCAGGCUCCAUAGCGUGAUAAACGAGAGAGACGAGAUCAGAUUCGAAAGCUACUGCCGAAUAGAACAUGUCCUCACUGGUUUUUGGCUUCACGCUUUGAAAGACGAAGAUUACAUCCGCAAGAAAUUCAGAGACGUUGAAAAUGUCAAUGACCAGACGUUGAAAGGGUUGAGAUGGGACAGUGCAAUGGUUAGACAGGUAUCCGCCAGCGGAGAGAGCCAGUAUGAUGAUGCUUUCACUAUACAGAUGGUAGAAGACGUACAUGUAGCGGAAUUUAACUAUGUCGCUGGCAUGGUUCCCUUUCUGCAUAACCUCAUCAAAGAUAGGCAAUCGGGAGUCAUCUUGAAUUCGAAGAAAACUCAUCAAAUACUUGUAGCAUUAGACGAGCUGCAGCAUUUUAUGUUGGUGAAAACUCUACCAAGCAAAGAUAGACAAAAGCUGAUGAGAAAUCUAAGAGUGAUAGAUUUGCUAGUGAAGAUUUUGCAGUUCCCGCUGGAUGGCGUACCGGAUGAACAAAACAUUAUUCUCAUAUUCAAAGAGGCCUAUGAGAUUUUGUACACCUACAUGAUAGGCAAAAGUAGGAAAAAUGCUCUUUACUUUGCCAAAUACAUAGAGUUCUUCCAAACACAGUUUUCUCAAAAGGGAGGCAUAGGUCUGAAUGUUGCCCAGAUGAUUGUAGAGCUGAUACGAGACAAGAGAAAGAUCGUGGACAGAAUUUCACAUCAACAGAUUGAUGAAUUUGUGGCUCUUCUACAGUCAAGCCAGAAUUACCGAUUUUUGGACUUGCUGCAUGUCCUUUGUGUUUGUGACGACGUGGCCAUACCAAACAACCAGACAUAUAUCGUACAGCAAUGGAUGCAAUGCGAACAGAAAGGUAUAUAUCUCACGGCACGUGGACAAGAUAUCAACAGACAACCGAACAUUUUGUACAUCUCAACCGAUGAUGCAAGAUCUUGGAUUGCUUUGCAUGAAUUUGUCGAUGAAACGCAUGUUUCGUACGACAAAGACAAGCACGAUUUUCUCUUGCAUCAGCUGGAUUUGUACAUCGCUCUUUGUAAGGGGAGAAAUGACUUUGCAAUCAACAUAAUCACCAAGGAGUUGCGAUAUCUGACUUGGGAAGAAACAUUUCUAGCAUUACGUUCUGAUAUUCUACCAGACGCCAUCCGGGCAAAGUAUUGCGACAUAACAACAAGUUUGUUUGUUGAUAUUGGAAACAAUUACUCGGUUCUUGCCCAUCCGAACAUUUGCUUCGUGUAUGAUUACGUUGGUUCAAAGGACGAAGAGAAAAGUCAGGGUGAUUUUAUUGUGAAAGAGUUAGUUGCCAUAUUUCCCGUGUUGCGAGACUGGAUUGCAGAAUUUCUGUCAGAAAACAAAUGCAUGUAUGCAUCGGAAGUUGGACACAAUAUGCUCAUAGAACAGGUUGUCCGACUGUUGUAUUACCUGGUGAUGUUUGGGUACUAUAUGGACGCCGAAGACGUGGAGAACUUGUUACCUCCCUUGCUGAAUUUGUUAGAUGGAAGACAUGAUUAUCCCUUUCUUAAAGACAAGGACAAGGACAAAGGAUCCUCAAAGGAAGAGAAGAAACGUAUUCAGCAGUUUCAGCAGACGGACAGAUAUGAGAAAAGCAGAGAAACUGAAGCUAUCGUUAAUGCCAAGUUUCAGGUAUUGGUGUUGGACUUAUUGCUGACUUACCAAAGGAAUUCGAGGUUACAGAGCUUGCGCAAUAAGGUAGCAGAGCAGAUAGCGGCUCAGGGACGGAGUCAAACAAUCAUGUGUUCGCUGCUAUACGAUACGUUCGAUCCGCAUGACCAGUCCCAGAAAGGACUUGGUGCUCAGAAGAAGGUAAACCGAGAACUGAGAGAUAUGUUCAACCUGUCUGCGAUAUUUGAUGUUGAUUUCCUCACAAAAGUUCUCAUGGAUCUGACAAUGUACAAGUACAACAAGAUGAUUAUAAAGUCACUGAACAUCCUGAACAAACUAUACUCCUCCAAGAUGAACAUGUUCAACAUUGCGAGCAAGGCUCAGAUUCUUUUGACACAAGAUUCUGCUCGUGUGCAUAGGGAAGUGUUGAAGAACAUGCCAAUUCUUCGAAGAUUAUCACGUGCCAAACUAGACGAUCAACAAGUGAAAUUGAUGGGAAAUAUCCUCGACGACCUUGCAGAGUUUUGCCAUCUUCCAAUGACACCAGAUGAGCCUCAUCCCAUGAAUCAGAAUAUAAUGAUAAGCAACGGAAUUCUGGAUGUGCUGUUUGAUAUAUUGGUUCAAGAAAUUGAUGCUAAAUUACUGAAAAUAUAUGGUGGAAUGACAGAUAUCUUCAAAAAGGCAUUUUACUUGCUAAAGCUGUUGGCAAGGGAGAACUUCCGUGUUCAACAUCACAUUAUGGAACGUCUGGACAUCAUGCUAGAUGUGAGAGUUGUCGAAUCGGAUCUAGCUAUCGCUUUGAAAGAGGUAUUCUGUGGUAAUCAAGCCACGUGUUUAAAGGUCAGCCCGCGCCAGAUACAAAAGAUCGUGAAUCGAGCUGCAGCUCUUCAGGACAGGGCACCUGAAUUUCUGGACCUGCUGGGCAUGAUUGUUAAGGUUGUCGGAACCAAUCUGACUCUGAAGAGGAACCAGGCUUACGUAAUGAAGUACAUUAUGCAGAACUACAAAAAAGUUGCUUUUGUACUAGAUAUGACACGGGAAGAAAGAGCAAAGAUACUGACCGAUCCAGGUGAAAUAUCCAGACUAAGGUAUUACAUCAGUCUGCUUGAUCUUUUAGCUGCAUGUGCUGAGGGAGAAAAUAUGUUUAUCGAGUCUCUGUGCCAGACCAUUCUACCAAUCGACGACUUACUUUGGGUACUAAACAACGAUAAAGUAGACAACGUUUACAAAAAACCAUUCCUAAAAUGUCUCCAUCAUGUCUACAUGAAAAACGGCGAAAUCGCCAUGGAAAGCGGAGCAUCUGAAAUGUCACAUUUUGGAGAUCUGUGGGACUUCAUGUCAACAGUCUCGGUGGAGAUGAACAGACUGACUGACAGUGUCAAAGAGGACCCAGACAAGAUAGCAGUUUACAUAAAGACAGCACCAGAGAAAAGCGGACAAGCUGCUGCUCCAGACUUCGAGUCCUCAUCAUACGGGACAUUGCUGUUCUUUCUGGAAGGAGUGUUGCCCUUCUUGGAGUCAUUCUACAGGGACUUCUACUUUCCUGACAGUUCUGCACAUCCUAAUGAACUUGACGAGACAGACCAUAUCGCAAAAGCAAUUGUGAUGUUUGGUGAAGUGUUGGGACCUUUGGUUUUCAAACCCAUGCAUAUGAAAAAUCUUGUCAACUGUGUCAGCGUGAUAGUGCCAAUUUCAAAUAUGCCAAAUUCCAACCUAGAGCAUGUUCUAAACAGAUUUGCCUCGGGCAUCACUGCUGAAGACACAUCAAGUGCCAUCCGGAGGGGUAACAUCGAAUACUAUUCUGACGAGGUGGAGAUAAACGCCAAGUUCCGAACAUUUACAAAGAGUUGCGCUAUUGUAUUUGCUGGACACAACACUGUAAACGCACAACUGAAAUACAACUCUAAACGAGAAUACACUGACCUAGGUGGAGACGAGGAACUUCCAUUAGGAGAGGAAUUUCAGAGUCUUGUCAGAUGUUUUAUCAUUCAGUCGGAGAAAAAGGUCAUCAAGAAAUAUGAGUGGACAGCAAAAUUGAUAGAGCAACUUUAUAUUUCCUUAGAACGAAAACGAAUGACAGAACAUGCGCGACUUGAGAUGGACGAAUUGAACAUAAAAUGUCUACAGAUUCUUAGAGCUAUGAUUCACAAUGAAGAAAGGAAGUUGCCAGCUGAUUGGGCGACAAGGACGACGGAAACAAAAAUUGCCAAGGGAUUGAAACUGAUAAACGAAAUUCAAAACAAUUAUGAUUCAAAGAAAGCGAUGAUGAAAGUACUUCCGCAUCUUGCUACGAGAAAUGAGGAUGUGGCAAAAGAAGUCCUUGGUUUUCUUUGUGUCAUGCUUUUUAAUGCCAACCAUGUAGUCCAGAAAUCCAUGUUGGAUUACUUUCUUUCAACUAGAGAGGAGGUGUUCUUCAUGGCUGUGCGAGACAGGAUGGCCUUGUCGACAAAUACAAUCAAAGAAAAACGGUCUUUACAAGCCCAAAUGGAUGCACAGAAGAAGAAAGAUUCCACUAAAACUAUAUCGAAAAGGUCGCAAAAUACGUUUGUUGUUACGAUUCAUGCGCUAAAGCAAAUCCAAGCAUAUGAAGAUGCUUUGAGGCAGCAGAGGCUCAGCGGAUGGAAACCCAAGAGGUCUACUCCGAAGUCCAGCGGUAAGAAGAAAUCCAAAAAGAAGGGGACGGUCAAGACGAAACCAGGGAAGAAAAACAAGGUCUCUGAUAAAGUUUCUAAAGUUGCAAAUGGGACUGCAAAAGAAGAUUUGGCAUUGAUGGAUAAUGCUGGGUUUGAAGACACAGAAAUGACCGAAAUAAAAGUAGAAAUACCGGAAGAUGAUGAAGAAGAUGAGAAUGAAGAAGAGAAUCAAGAAGAGGAAGAAAGUGACAGUGCACAAGAGCUUAGAAACGAUGGCUACAUAGAGCUUGUACUCAAAGUGAUGGCUCGUAUGUGUGACGGACAGAACCAUACAUUACAGGAUUACCUCCGAGAACAACCGGAUAAUGUGAAGUCUUUCAACAUAAUAGGCGAGGUCACUCAAUUUCUAAAUGUGAUCUAUUCAAACAUAAAAGCUAAAAGUAUCGACUUGGUAAUUCAGCUCUUCGAUUCCAUGACCGAAUUUACGGCAGGCAAUCAAGAAAACCGGGUGGUCAUCUACGACAACAAGAUAAUUGACUAUAUAAACUUUAUUAUGAGAGCUGGAGAUUUCGAAGAUUGCUCUACUGACAAGGUAUUGGGAUUGAGAGAAAGCAUUUCCAACCUUGUUCUAUCACUGGUAGAAGAAAAUGGACCUGGUAAAACACAAGUGGCAUUGGAAGUGAAGGACACCUUGGAUAAGAAAGCUGUUGUAGCUCUUAUGACGGAAUGUUUUGAGAACCACGGCAUCGACAAGAAGAAACUUGAAGAGAUGAAAUAUAUACAAUUGGAGGGGACACUGCCACCAUCAAAGAACAAAGCAUUGACAGGAGCAAAGGAUAAACUUAUCAGAGGUCUAGGGAAGAAAGAGAAAAAUGAGUUUGCGGAGGAAUACGAAGACGUCGGAUACCGUCUUUAUCUCAUACUUGCGAGAAUGAUUGACAUAGACCCUCAUAUUGUAGAAACACUGAAACUGACACCACUGCAGCAAAAGGCUUUCAAUUUCUAUAAAAAGAACUGUCAGUCUAUAGAAGUAGUGAAAGAUGAUGAGCUACAGAAAGCAAACUUUCGUGUGAAAAGCAAGCGCGUUUUACGUGAGGAAGUAAAAGAGAUGUUAAAAUGGAGUGUGGACAGAUCUUCACCAAGUAACAAAAUCCGGGACCUCAUGGCUUGGUCUGGAGACAUUAUGAAAGAUAUUGCCUAUCAGCGAAGGAUAUUGAGCAAUCCUGUGGCAAUUGUUCUUACAAAGGGCUGGCUGGUAUGGAAUCAUCUGGUGACAAUCUUGUCUUUCGCAAUAAACAUUUUGAUGUUGGUAACAUGGAAUGCAAAGGGUUCGCUUGACACGCCAGAUAUAUUUAAAAACUCAACUGCUAUACCCCCAUCAAUCAACGAUCCAAUACCGGAAAUAAGCAACCUCACGAAUGAACAGUACACGAUGGCUAUAUAUAUCUUGGGAGGUUUACAUAAUUUUUUCUGCCUUCUGGUGUUUAUAAGCUACUUCGUUGGCAACCACCCAAGAUUACCUAAGCCAAAGACCUGGAUUGAAUCAGUUAGAGCACUGUUCAUGUCAAAGAAAAAGCUGGAAGAGGAAGCAGAUGAAGACAAGAAGAAAAAGCACGUGUCAAAAAUGGACGCAAAGCUCAUGAGUUUUACGACAUUUUACUAUUUUGCUUUCGUUGGUUUAUCCAUCGGUGGAACAUUGUUCCAUGGGUACUUCUUUGCCUUCCAUCUUUUGAACAUCGUCAACAACAAUCAACUCCUGAGUGGUGUAAUCAAGGCCGUAACUCAAAAUGGACGCUCGCUUGUAUGGGUGGGGAUACUUGGGCUAUGUGUGUUCUACCUGUAUGCAAUAAUCAGUUUCGCUAUGAUGAGGAGCAUGUUCAAUCCUAGCGACUACCUUUACUGUGACACACUCUGGCAGUGCACGCUUACGGUUAUAAGAUAUGGACUGAUUGGGGACCUAUUUGAUAACAUCAAAGCACACGAAUCUGAGAAGGAUUUUCAAAUGUUUGGAUUCGUAGUUCUAUAUCACGUGUCCUUCUUCAUCUUCAUAACGACUAUCGGGUUGAACAUUAUCUUCGGUAUCAUCGUCGACACUUUCUCUGAACUCAGAGAUCUAAAGUGGACAGCCGAAUCAGAUAUGAGGGAUACUUGCUUCAUUUGCAGCAGAAACAGUUACGACUUCGAACAUCACGGCAAGGGUUUUGAGCAUCAUGUGCGUCACGAACAUAACAUGUGGUCAUACAUAUUCUUUUUCAUUCAUCUUAAUGGAACGAAAGUCAACGACUACACUGCCUUAGAAAUGUAUGUCUACAAACUGCUUCUGAGAGAGAAUUAUGAUUUCUUCCCGUUGGAUCGGGCAUUGUCACUAGCUGCAAUGGGUCAGGAUUCAACAGAAGUUAAAAUUGAUGACCUUUUGUACCAGGUCACUUCAAUUGUAGAGAAACAAAAGCGUGAGGAACUUGAGAAAAAGCGUCUAGAGGAAAGAAUGCGACAGAAAGCCUGGGAAGAGAAACAUAGACUUGGAUCAUUCAGAAAGAAAGCAAGUCUACAAACAAGAUCUUCCGAGGACCUUCUUUCUAGCGCACAGCAAGAUGAGCAGCUGCCUCAUCAAGACACUAUGCAACUUGCAAUUGACAGUCCACCACAAGGUCUGUCGCCAUCUUACUCAAGGAGACCAAGUGUUUCAGCAGUUCAGAGACGACCAAGUGCUGUCGGUACAGGGUACCAAAUUCCUGCCAAUCGACAUGACAGGUAUCGGCGACGCCGCAGUGUCAGUCCAUUAGAUCCGAGAGAGAUUCUGUAUCGUCGUUCGUCCCGCGGUUUUGACGAUGAUCAAGAACCUCUUAUAGGGGCCCAAGGGUAUGAGGAACGGGCACAAAGCCCAACGCUUUUUGGUGUUGAUAAUGAUCUACUCGACAUAACGCCGGUUCCAUUCAGCCGACGUCAAUCUUUACGAAGUCCGAGACUCAGCUUGGCAACAUCACCGAGAGAACAUACCUCGUUCUUUUCCGAGACUGACCCGAUGCCAUACUUAAGACAGUUAUCACAACAAUAUUCUCAGGAAAGGCGCCUCUCCCAAACUUACCCGGAGGGUCGACCAUUGACAUUACCGCCUGACCGUGACAUUGAUCGAGACGAUGCUGAUAGUAUUACAUCCGACGGAGGAACCCCUGAGACGCGAUUCUAGGCAUUGAUGGCAUGCAAUAGAAAAUAUAUUUGACACAUUUACCAUUUAAAACGUUUCAUACAGACAACACCUGUUAAGAAGUCUCGUAAUGAGCUGGUAUUCAUCUAGGUCAAACAAAAAACAAUGUCGGAUUUCAUUGACAGAAAACACAGUUUAAAAAUAGUCUACAUAAUAAAGCGACUUACCUCUAUGAUAAUAUAAAAGUUAAAUGUGCACACUGUUGCAUCAACAUAUAGUAGCUGUAAUUAAAGCUUCUGUUACACCAUACAGUGUGUUCAGUUUUUCUGUAAGUAUCAGGAGGCAAUGAUUUUUAAUAAAUCUUUUACAUUUACUUGAUUACUGGAAAAGAAACUGUGAUUUUAAUAAUAUUAUGUUGCAUUACAUGUAGUAACAUCGUACUAUGAAUCUUUUCUCUGAAAUUCCUGUUUAAACGUUUUGACAUUGCAUGCUUUUGUGUAUGAUACAAAUGUUAUUGCCUUUCUUUCAAUAAUCAGUUAACUAGUGGCAAAUAUUAAAUUGCCUUUAAUUAAUUCAUAAACUAAGAUAUUAAGAACCUGACUUUUUUUAAUUUACUGUUUCGUAAAUGAAUAGUAUAAACAGAAUUGUGUUAGUGGAAGUUAAAUUUACCCGCGAAAUUCAUGGGAAGCAUAGAGAAUGCAGAGAAAAUCCAAGAUAUUAAUAUGACACCGAUUCUUUAAUACUGGCCUUGAAAUAUAUAUUACAUUAAUUUCUACAUAUCUAAAUUUAAAUGUUGUAACAUCACUAUUGUUCACGUCAUAUUUAUUCGUGAAUGUUUUAACUACUAAUGAGAAUUUUUUAGCUGAUUGAUGUCUAUUGUAGUUAGCCAAGCUACUAAUUUAUGAUAUUUAGAAAGAAAUUCAAUUUUAUUGUGAUUUUUGUCGCUUUUGGCCGAUUCUUUUUCAAA
Molecule: messenger RNA, 9472 nt
Organism: Mercenaria mercenaria
Lineage: Eukaryota; Metazoa; Mollusca; Bivalvia; Venerida; Veneridae
Product: inositol 1,4,5-trisphosphate receptor type 1-like
Exons: 67
Coding region: 28-8547 (2839 amino acids)
Biological process (GO): calcium ion transmembrane transport
Cellular component (GO): endoplasmic reticulum; membrane
Molecular function (GO): inositol 1,4,5 trisphosphate binding; inositol 1,4,5-trisphosphate-gated calcium channel activity
Source: RefSeq, a predicted model, not a curated record